GCAGACAGCUAGUUCCUUUCCCACAGCAUUGUGGGAUAUGCCACGUCGGCGCAUGCGUCUUCCGGAAGACACGACCACAAGAUGGACUACUUCCGAAAUUUUCUUGGAACUCAGCAAGGCGGUGAACAACCGUCUAGUGCUGAGACGAUUGAAAGAUUGUGCCAUCGGGUGCAAACCUCAUCUUUACUUGAAGACAGACGAGAUGCUGUUAGAGCUCUCAAGGCGUUGUCAAAGAAGUUCCGGCUUGAAGUUGGAACCCAAGCAAUGGAUGUUCUUACCAAAGUACUGGAGACUGAUAGGAGUGAUGUGGAAAUCACAGGUUAUGCUUUGGACACACUUUUUAACGUGAUGUCAAAUGAGCCUUCAGAAGAGGAUGAAAUGACCUCAAAAUCUUCUGUUGAUCUGGGAGAGCAGUUCACUGAAAUCUUUAUCAAGAAGCAAGAGAAUGUUACCAUGCUUAUUUCUUUAUUAGAGGAGUAUGAUUUUCAUAUCCGAUGGCCAACUGUGAGGCUCUUGACUGUGCUGCUGACCAACAGGCUUAAAGAUCUUCAAGAAUGCAUUCUUGUAAUUCCAAUGGCAGUAUCCAAACUCAUGGACCUGUUGGUUGACAGUCGCGAGAUCAUCCGCAAUGAUGCUUUGCUGCUUUUAAAUCAGCUGACAAAGGGACAUGCAAACAUUCAAAAGAUUGUGGCUUUUGAAAAUGCCUUUGAGAGAAUUCUAGAUAUUAUUGUGGAGGAAGGGGCCAGUGAUGGAGGCAUAGUAGUGGAGGACUGCCUUUUACUUCUUCUCAACCUCUUGAAGAACAAUGCAUCCAACCAAAACUUUUUCAAAGAGGGCAGCUACAUUCAACGCAUUUCACCAUUUCUGGAGCUGGGCUCAGCAUCAGCACCAAGCAAGCAAUCUGGUUGGUCAGCACAGAAAGUCACCAAUAUACACCUCAUCCUGCAGCUGGUGCGCACUCUGGUCUCCCCUAGCAACCCCCAGAAUCAGACUGUGGCUUGCCAGAAAGUAAUGAACCAGUGUGGAUUGUUGCAACAGUUGUGUUCUAUACUUAUGGCUAGUGGUGUGCCAGCUGAUGUCCUGACAGAGACAAUCAACACUGUUUCUGAGGUCAUUCGUGGGAACCAGGCUAAUCAGGAGUACUUUGCUUCAGUCUUGGCACCUUCCAAUCCUCCAAGACCUGCCAUUGUGGUGCUACUGAUGUCCAUGGUGAACGAGAAACAGCCAUUUGUACUUCGGUGUGCUGUGUUGUAUUGCUUCCAGUCUUUCUUGUACAAGAAUGAAGUUGGUCAGUCACAGAUCAUCCAGACACUUUUGCCUACAACUGCUGAUGUCAACACUAUCACAGCUGGCCAGCUGCUCUGUGGGGGUCUGUUUAGUACAGACUCACUGUCCAACUGGUUUGCAGCUGUGGCCCUGUUACAUGCAGUGAUUGGUAGAAAUACCAACAAUAGGGGACAACUGUUAAGGGUACAGCUGGCCACAAGUCUGGGUAACCCACCUGUUUCACUCCUGCAACAAUGCUGCAACAUUCUGGCCCAGGGCGCCAAACUUCAGACCCGCAUAGGUCUUUUGAUGCUUUUGUGUACCUGGAUGGCAGAUUGUCCAAUUGCAGUCAACCAUUUCCUUACAAAUUCAGCCAACGUGUCUUAUCUGAUUUCCCAAGUAUCAUCAUCAGAGGGAGAUGAGCUGGAACUGAUAGUGCAAGGACUGUGUGCCUUCCUGCUAGGACUUUGUAUGGUCUUCAAUGAUAAUCAAAAUUCAUCAUUCACAAAAGCAUCAUUAAAAGAAGUAAUACAGAACAGAAUUGGUGAAGAGGUUUUUGCAGACAAAUUAACUCAGGUUGCAAAAAACGAAAACUAUACUCGGGCAGCCAAGAAACCUCAUCUUAACUACAAGCAUCCUAGUGAAAUAGUCUUCGAUCAUGAGUUUACCAAACUGUUCAAGAAUCUGGAAAAUGACGUAUUAGUUGCUGUGUCUGGUGAGGAGAACUCUGGAUUAAAAGCAACUAGUCGCAGAGAACAUGAAAACCUUGUGGAAAACUAUAAGGAAGUCAUUAAAGAACAAGACCAAAAGCUGAAUGAUAUGUCCCAACGUGUCCUAGAGCUUCAGUCAAAACACUCCGCUGCUACAGCAACUAUUGAUGAGUUGAGAUCACAGGUUCAACAGCUAAAGGACCAGAAUGCCCUUCUAAAGGCCCAGAAAGGAAGCCAGUCUAGUAACCAUUUGCAAGGAACACCUCCUGGUGGUGAUAAUGUAGAGAAGUUUCAGAAAGAGAUACAGAUGCUCAGGUUUCAAGUGGCAGAGAAAGAUUUACAGAUAGAACAACUGACCACCAGUCUCACCACUUUAGAAGCCAGCCUAGCUUCUCAGAUUGGUGAUGAGAACAAGGAGAACAGCCCCAGUGAAGCAGCAGUACUUCAGAUCUCAAUCAAUAGAUUAAACAUGGAACUGAAAGAUCUGAGGGUGAACUGUGAUCAGAAAGACACCGAAAUAUCUACCCUCAGGUCUCAGCUCGAGGGCUCUCAGCAGGAUUUGCUACAGCUACAAAACAACUCUUCAAAUAGUCAGGGUUUUCUGGACUCAAGAGUCACGGAAAUGACUGAAGAGAUCAGGCGACUGAGCGAGGAGAAGACAUCCUUACAGGAACGCUUAAAGAAAUCAAAUGAAGAAAAUCUAAAGCUAGCAAACAAAAUCAGGGUCCUUGAAGAGGAACGAGAAGCAGAAGCAGAAGAUAAGCGGUCUUUAAAUGAAGAGCUGGAGACAUUAAAGAAGGAGCAAGAUGACCUUUUGGUACUGCUGGCUGACCAGGAUGGCAAAAUCAACAAAUUCAAACAACGUCUUAAAGACCUCGGCCAAGUUGUGGAAGAAGACGAAGAGGAAUUUGAUGAUGAGGAGGAAGAGAUGGGAGAAGAGGCCUGAUAGAUGGUGUAGGGUUUAAUGUUGGCUUUAACUUGUGUCAUUUCUUUAGCACUCCCCACAAAGGUCUUGCGUGACAAGAGUGUAGAUUGCCUUAUGCAAAAUGAGAUAUUUCCAUGCAAAAUAACAGUUGGUUGAUAUUAACAGGGACUUCUGGGUACCUUCUGAUAUCAUGAGACAACCCUGCACAUGAAAAUGGUCCUAUUACCUGAGUUGUCAGGAAAUACCCUUUCACCAUUACACUUCUGUUUAAGAUCCUGAAUAUCUUGAACAGCUAUUUUUUUUUUUUUUUUUUUUUUAUGGCUUGAAGCCUAUUUCUACAGAGACAUUAGUGCAGCUCCGCAUAGCUAAACGGGACAAGGAAUUGUGUUAUGGGUGAUGGCAAAUGUGCUUAUUAAAACAACUUUCCUAGAAAGGAACUCUGUGAAUAAUGAUAUAAAUUCAUGUUCUUUAUAUUGUUUUUUUGUAUGCAUCAUGGAUCUCUGGCACCCAGAUUUCUGAACUUGCUUGCAGAAAAGAGUGUUCUGUGAUUUCUAGAACUUUACUCUUUGCAGACUUCACUGUUUCUUCACAAAGAUUCUUAUUCUUUCAUUACUUGUGUAUUUCUGUACAGUUGCAAUGUACAAAUGCAAUGUAUUUUGGAUAUGCAGUGAGCUGGUAUACAAGAGUUAGGUUGCUAUUUCCAGGUUAAAUUAUAUCAUUUCAGUGUUGUGAUGAUCAAGAAAUCUGAGUUCAGACACUGAUCUCUGACUUGUGACUAGCAGCAGUGAGAAUAAGUUGAAGUUGUACAUGAAUUGUAUUAUGUGGAAACUUUGUAUAUUCAUUGUAAACUUGCAGAUGACAUUGUUAUGACAGCGUUACUGUUUCAGUUGUUGAAUACAGCAUAUUUUCUAGUA
This is a messenger RNA of Pomacea canaliculata, 3815 nucleotides long. RefSeq names its product general vesicular transport factor p115-like. The record is from RefSeq and is a predicted model, not a curated record. Gene Ontology annotation, cellular component: cytoplasm; Golgi membrane; ER to Golgi transport vesicle membrane. Bases 82 to 2922 code for a protein of 946 amino acids. The transcript is spliced from 22 exons. Lineage: Eukaryota; Metazoa; Mollusca; Gastropoda; Architaenioglossa; Ampullariidae. Gene Ontology annotation, biological process: vesicle fusion with Golgi apparatus; endoplasmic reticulum to Golgi vesicle-mediated transport; transcytosis.